Molecule: messenger RNA, 1272 nt
Organism: Puccinia graminis f. sp. tritici CRL 75-36-700-3
Lineage: Eukaryota; Fungi; Basidiomycota; Pucciniomycetes; Pucciniales; Pucciniaceae
Exons: 7
Coding region: 1-1272 (423 amino acids)
Molecular function (GO): RNA polymerase II CTD heptapeptide repeat phosphatase activity
Source: RefSeq, a predicted model, not a curated record
AUGACCCUGCCCAUCAUCCCGACUCAACCUGGCUCCCAGAUCGAAAGUAUCCAAGCUACCAAAACUGCACCGAUCGAUCUCGAAUCUUCGGCUUCUUCCUCCGAUUCUGAUACUAAUACCGAUCUUAGCUUGGAUGAUGACGUCGAUUUCGACCAUCCUCUACGCCCUGAACAAGCGGUCCUUGUGGAUCGUGAUAAUGAACUCAGUCGACUCAAAUUAAUCCUUGGAGAUAUACAUAGUGGCUUUUAUUCACAAGACUCCAUUGAGGAAGCUGAUGCUAGAGCUGUCAUCUCGGCUAUCAAACAUGACGUUCUACAUGGUCUUCAUCUCGCUUUUUCGAGCCUUUGGCCAAUGGAAGCCGUUUCGGAACAACAAUAUGCUUGGAAAUUGGCCGAACAGUUUGGCGCUCGUUGUUACACUCACUUGUCACCAAAAGUCACUCAUCUAAUCGCAGCGAAGUUGGGUACAUCGAAGGUCAACUUAGCAUUAAGUCGACCCAAUGUAUCAAUAGUCCGUCCGAAAUGGCUAUACGAUGCAGCAUUACUAUGGACGCGGCCAUCAGAGGCUGGAUAUUCAUGGCGAGGCGGGACAGAGAGGGUUGUAGGUAGCACGACGGAGAGAUUGGAAGGCGUGGGUAUGGAGGAGGAGGAGGAGGGGGUAGGGGUGGAGGAUGAGGGAAUACAAGAAGAGUGGGGGAUGGCGGCGGCGGAUUGGAAGGAAGCGACGGCUGAGGUGAUGGCUGCAUUGGAUGAAACGGAUGAUGAUGAGGAAGAGAGUGUGGACGGCCAUCGAUCGUCUGAGUCUGAUGAACCUGGUCGGGGUCGGAAACGCACUCGGACUAGCUCUAGUCUUCCUUCUCCUACCCGCUCUCGGUCCGGUGAUCGUCUACUCCUAGAACCUAAGAGCGACUCUGAUCAAGUGACUGAUGAGGUCGAUUCACCACUCUCGAAACGCAAACGAAUCGCUCGCUCUAGAUCUUCUAAACUUAAACUCGUCGUCCCUCUCAUUGAAGAUCAUCCUCAACCUUCUUCUUCCUCUUCCCCUCCUCAUCAUACCAAUCCUCAAUCUCACCCGCUCUCUCAUCCUACUACUUCAGCUUCGUCUUCUUCUUCCGCUUCGACUUCUCUUGAUCGUGAUCAUCAAUUCCCUGCUCUUCAUUCUCGCUCCAAUUCGAAAUCUGAUCAGCUUCUUCUGGUCGAUCAACUUAGUGCUGAAGAUGACGAAUUCUUGUCCGCUUUGGCCGCUGAAAUGGAAGGUAAUAUGAAUAAUUAA